Colletotrichum phormii is the source of this 1363-nucleotide messenger RNA. RefSeq lists its product as uncharacterized. The record is from RefSeq and is a predicted model, not a curated record. Lineage: Eukaryota; Fungi; Ascomycota; Sordariomycetes; Glomerellales; Glomerellaceae. Bases 149 to 946 code for a protein of 265 amino acids. The transcript has a single exon.
CCACGAAACAUUUACAACCAAUAUACGAAGAGAAUCUCACAAUCAACAACGCCCGCCGAGGGGGAAACUCGCCCAACACAUAUCCAACGGCGGCUACGCCACGCCAGAACGCGAAUUUUCACACAGACGACGGACGAAAACACGCGAAAUGAGGAGGUCGAUACUCGAAGGCCCUCGGCGGCGCUUGGUCGAACUCUUAGUCUUUGUCUCAGCGGCAACAGCAACCACAAUCAGCGUCGGAAGCACAUCACUCAGUCUGUCUAAUUUCCAGCUGAUCACAGAGCUCUCCGUUCCACUGGGUUGCUUGUUAUCAUAUAACAACCCCAUCGAAGGAUGCGAAGCUACCGACUUUGGUAGCACGGGAGCGUGUUCCCGGAAAUGCAGAGUCGGUCUGGCUCGCAUGCAAAGUAAUCUCCAGGACGCUUGUCAGUCUGUUCAAGUACAGAUCAACACGAUACUUGGCCAAGCUCUGUCCGGAAACCUGGUCAACUUGGUUUGCGGCGCCCUGAACCAACAGACGUCAUCGGCAGUGCAAACGAUAUCUACCACGACGAUAAUCGUAUUGCCUUCAACCAGCGCUGUUGCUCCUCCUCCACCUCCGCCUCCGCCAGCCACGACGUCCGUCGCUCCACCGCCGCCGCCACCAGCAACAUCGUCAAUAUCAACAUCAACGCUACUACUUCCGCCGUCGAGCCAGGCGCCCCUCCCUCCUGCAACCACGGCGAUACCGCCAGUAUCCAGCCAGGCGCCCCCUAUCAUACCUCCUACUACUAUUGUCACUUCAACAACUUCGACCGAGAACCAGGCAUCGCCUCAAAGCACCACUUCGGCCCCGGUCAACCCUCUCGAUGCUUUGCUCAUGAACGGCGCCGUGGCCAGCGCGCCAAGAGGGUUUCUCGCGUGGGGUCUACCAGUCCUGGCCUUUGUCAUGUAUGGAAUUGUUUGAGUGUUAGACUCGAAGUAUUUGAACUUCGAAGCACUGGUGGAGCGAAACGAUGAACAGACCAACUACUAAUGUGUAAGACUAUUCUUUCUUUUGUCGAGAGAUUACAUGGGAAGAGCACGACAGGAGGCGGAACCGAGGCACUGAGAUGCCUCCAGAAAAGUGCUGGAGUUGCGAAAGAUGGCGAAGAACGCCGAGUAUGACGAUUGCGUGGAUUAUGAACUUUCACGGCGCAUCAAGAUACCUCUACCUUCAUUAAGACACGGACAUUGUAACACUAGAUACCACAUACCUUAGCAUGGCUUGAGCAGAUAUAGAUAGCCAAGUCUGAAGACGAGAUUGGAGAAGCAAGAAGAAUUACUCAAAACUGAGCAUUGGAACCCUUUCGCUACACAGGAAUCUGGAAUAUGCGCCCAGUAA